Messenger RNA from Mangifera indica (mango), 441 nucleotides. Its product is annotated as early nodulin-like protein 1. The coding region runs from base 1 to 441 and encodes 146 amino acids. The record is from RefSeq and is a predicted model, not a curated record. Gene Ontology annotation, cellular component: plasma membrane. Gene Ontology annotation, molecular function: electron transfer activity. Lineage: Eukaryota; Viridiplantae; Streptophyta; Magnoliopsida; Sapindales; Anacardiaceae. The transcript has 2 exons.
AUGGAAGUCAUCAAAUUUUUGUUAGCUCUGACAUGUUUAUUGCUCGUUUAUUCUGAAGCCGUUCCCUUUUGUGACAAGAAAGAACUUGUGGUUGGAGGCAAUGAAACUUCUUGGACGAUUCCACUUUCCAACAAUUCUUUCAAUGAAUGGGCAAACACAAUUGACGAGUUUGUACAAGGCGAUACUCUCACGUUCAGGUUCGAUAAUAAGACUGAUUCAGUUCUUGAAGUAAGUGGGUUGGACUAUGAAGCCUGUGAAACAUCGAGACCCAUAAAAGAAUACAGAGAUGGUAACACCACCAUUGAAUUAGAGUGCUGUGGACAUUUCUACUUCAUAAGCGGAGCUCCGGGGCACUGUGAGAAAGGGCAGAAACUAGAUAUAUUUGUCAAUCCUGAUUUGGUUUGUUAUUGGAGGACGAGACCGCUCGGCUACCCUCAUUGA